Messenger RNA from Nicotiana attenuata, 1029 nucleotides. RefSeq lists its product as uncharacterized. The coding region runs from base 1 to 1029 and encodes 342 amino acids. Lineage: Eukaryota; Viridiplantae; Streptophyta; Magnoliopsida; Solanales; Solanaceae. The record is from RefSeq and is a predicted model, not a curated record. The transcript is spliced from 2 exons.
AUGACAAUGCACCAUGCACAACAGAUGCAACGUGUGCAACAGAUUUCUACUUGCUGCGAGUUAUAUGGUGAAGGUCACAUAAGUGACAUAUGUCCCGUGAAUCCUGAAUCAAUCUACUACGUGGGGCAACAAGCUAGAGGGCCGAUGAAUCAACAUGCUCAAUGUGGUAACACAUACAAUCUGAACUGGAGGAAUAAUCCUAACUUCUCUUGGGGCGGAAAUCAGAAUAUCAGGCCUCAAGCAAAUUACAAUCAUCCACCUCAACCUCCACAGCAAGCAGAGGAGAGUUUGACCGACAUGAUGAAAAAGCUGUUGAUAGACAAUCAGAAAGUUAUGGCUGAGAAUCAACAAUUGCGCACAGAGUUUAGAAAUAUGGAGAGGCAGUUUGGGCAAAUGGCUAACAAUCAGAAUACUAAACCUGCUGGAGCUCUCCCGAGUGAUACUGAACCUAAUCCUAAGGCUCAAGUCAAUGCGGUUACCUUGAGAAAUGGAAGAGAAUUAGAAGAAGUUCCAGAGAAAAAGAAGUAUACAACUAGACCCGACGGAGCAUUAGUUCCUAAGCUCACUGAGGAGAAUAAGAAAGAAAAUCCAGAAAUUGAAGUGCCUAAGUAUGCAAGGUAUCUCGGGGAUAUUAUGGCAAACGAGCGAAGACAUACGGAGUUUGAAACAGUUUCACUUACUGAAGAGUGUAGUGCUAGAGUUCAGAGUAAACUUCCUCCUAAGUUGAAGGAUCCUGGGUGUUUCACAAUUCCUCUGUCUCUUGGAAAACAAGAAGUUGGUAGAUCCCUGUGUGAUUUAGGGGCUAGUAUAAAUUUGAUGCCAUCCUCUUUGUUCAAGCAACUCGGAUUGGGGGUGCUUAGACCUACUACAAUCACUUUACGGUUGGCAGAUAAGUCACUAGUUAUACCAGAAGGAAUUAUCGACGAUGUGUUAGUUCGAGUGGGAAAGUUUAUUCUUCCUGCUGAUUUAUUGUUCUUGAUUACGAGGCAGAUCAGGAAGUACCCACUAUUUUGGGGCGACCAUUCUUAG